This is a messenger RNA of Doryrhamphus excisus (bluestripe pipefish), 666 nucleotides long. RefSeq names its product complement C1q tumor necrosis factor-related protein 3-like. NCBI's taxonomy places the organism in Eukaryota, Metazoa, Chordata, Actinopteri, Syngnathiformes, Syngnathidae. The record is from RefSeq and is a predicted model, not a curated record. Gene Ontology annotation, molecular function: protein binding.
AGUCCACCGACCUCCGCAGUCAAGCGAUGGCGUGUGUGUGGUUCAGAGCGGCCCUGCUGCUGUGCGUCGUAGUUGGGCUUCGUGCUCAAUUGAUGAUGGGCGGCCAGUACUGGACUGACCCAGAACAACAGCUCCUCCUCCAGAAUCUGGCAGUUCGCGUGGAUAAGCUGGAGAGGGAUGCCGCAGAAGCAACCAAAACGCAUGUGGCCUUCUCGGCGGCGCUGGUCAGCACCACAGACUGGACCCACGUAGGACCCUUCAACACAGACACCACGCUGGUUUUCAAGAGGGUGGUGACCAACGUGGGUAAUGGCUAUGACGUCAACACAGGCAUCUUCACAGCCCCAGUCAAGGGCAUCUACUUCAUCAUCUUCACCGCCAGCGUGGGAAACUCUGGCGCGAUGAACGCAGCGGUGCUGAAAAACGGCGUCAACAUGUUCGCUGUCUACGACACCAGGGGAACGCACGGCAGCGCCACCAACGGCAUGACGCUGGAAUUGGAGGCGGGAGACAAGCUGUGGGUCACCUUGUGGGUCAACAAGAGUACCUUUGACCAGAGCAGACUCAGCACUUUCAGCGGCUUCCUCAUCGAGCCCCUGUAAACCCCAUCGGGUCACAUGACCUACACUUUGGACAGGAAGCAAUAAAACACUUGCAGCACGACAA